AUGUCUUCAAACGGCCACGCCAAUGGCGCGAAUGGCCAAUCCAAAGAGCGCACGCCGCUCCGACCCGGCAUCUACUCGCCAACCAUGACUUUUUUCGUCCCCGAAACGGAAGAAGUCGACAUUCCCACCGUCAAGAAGCAUGCAGUACGGCUGGCCGAGGCCGGUCUGGUUGGGCUCGUCACCAUGGGUUCCAAUGGAGAGGCCGUACACUUGAACCGCGCAGAGAAGGCAGCGAUCACGCGAGCAACGCGCGAGGCUCUGGACGAGGCAGGAUAUCAAAAUGUGCCCGUGAUUGCCGGUGCUUCUGAGCACGGCAUCAAGCUCACUAUUGAGUCAAUCAAAGAAGCUGCUGAAGCCGGUGCCGAAUACGUCCUUAUAGUUCCCCCGAGCUACUACCGCUAUGCUAUCGAUGAGGAAGCCAUCACGGAAUACUACACCAAGGUUGCUGACAGCUCACCGCUUCCUGUCAUUCUCUACAACUACCCCGGCGCAGUGUCAGGAAUCGACAUGGACAGCGAUCUUAUCAUCAAGUUGGCGGAGCACCCCAACAUCGUUGGAACCAAGUUCACAUGCGGUAACACCGGCAAGCUCACACGUGUAGCUCUGGCCACCGACUCUGUAACGACUAAGAGCAAUGGCAGCGGCUACAUGGCUUUCGGUGGUAUGGCAGACUUCACAGCCCAGACCGCAGCCAGCGGCGGCUCCGGAAUCAUUGCUGGUGGCGCCAACGUCAUCCCCAAGACGUGCGUCAAGGUAUGGAACCUGUGGGCAGAAGGCAAAUACACCGAAGCCUUCGAGCUACAGAAGGUCCUCAGCAAGGGCGACUGGGUCCUCACCAAGGCAGCCAUUCCCGGAACCAAAUCGGCAAUCCAGUCAUACUACGGCUACGGCGGGUACCCUCGCAAGCCGCUGAAGAGGCUUCCAGAGGAGAAGGUCAAGGCCGUCGCAGACGGCAUCGCAGAGGUCAUGAAGGUGGAGAAGAGCUUAUGA
Messenger RNA from Didymosphaeria variabile, 990 nucleotides. RefSeq lists its product as uncharacterized. NCBI's taxonomy places the organism in Eukaryota, Fungi, Ascomycota, Dothideomycetes, Pleosporales, Didymosphaeriaceae. The transcript has a single exon. The coding region runs from base 1 to 990 and encodes 329 amino acids. The record is from RefSeq and is a predicted model, not a curated record. Gene Ontology annotation, molecular function: 4-hydroxy-tetrahydrodipicolinate synthase activity.